Messenger RNA from Candoia aspera, 6958 nucleotides. It is a transcript of the gene SLC38A10, whose product is annotated as solute carrier family 38 member 10. Bases 217 to 3489 code for a protein of 1090 amino acids. Gene Ontology annotation, molecular function: L-amino acid transmembrane transporter activity. Gene Ontology annotation, biological process: amino acid transmembrane transport. NCBI's taxonomy places the organism in Eukaryota, Metazoa, Chordata, Lepidosauria, Squamata, Candoiidae. The record is from RefSeq and is a predicted model, not a curated record. The transcript has 16 exons.
GCCAACAGAGCAGGGGAAUUAAAAGUGUGUGCGACGUGUGCGGUUGGAGUCGGCUUUGGGGGAGAGUUUGUUUUGGUGGGAGGUUAGUGCUUAAGCGGCGCCUUGACCCCGCCGUAGUCUGGCGCUCGGUGGGGGAGUGGAGCUGUCAUUUCCCUCCCUCCUCAAGGCCCUCUUCCCUGUUACCUGCCCGUUCUCCCCCACGUCCUCCUGUUGGGAAUGGCUUCCUCCCCGUCUUCGGGUUCCAACUGGGGCCUGAUCAUGAACAUCGUGAACAGCAUUGUCGGGGUUAGCGUACUGACGAUGCCCUUCUGCUUCCGACAGUGUGGCAUCUUUCUGGGAGCCCUGCUGCUUAUUUUCUGCUCCUGGAUGACUCAUCAGUCCUGUAUGUUCCUAGUGAAAUCAGCCAAUCUCAGCAAACGCAGAACCUAUCCUGGGCUAGCCUUCCAUGCCUAUGGAAAGUCUGGUAAAAUGCUUGUGGAAACCAGUAUGAUUGGACUGAUGCUGGGGACCUGCGUGGCUUUCUAUGUUGUUAUUGGAGACUUAGGAUCAAACUUCUUUGCUCGAUCACUUGGACUCCAGGUGAGCGGCUUGUUCCGGAUACUCCUGCUUUUUUUCAUCUCCCUCUGUAUUGUGCUCCCGCUGAGUCUCCAGAGAAACAUGAUGGCUUCCAUACAGUCCUUCAGUGCCAUGGCUCUGAUUUUCUAUACGGUGUUUAUGUUUGUGAUCGUGCUCUCUGCUUUCAAACAUGGCCUCUUUGUUGGGCAGUGGCUGCAGCGGGUCAGUUAUGCACGCUGGGAGGGCAUUUUUCGCUGCAUUCCUAUCUUUGGCAUGUCGUUUGCCUGUCAGUCCCAGGUCUUGCCAACGUACGAUAGUCUGGAUGAGCCAUCAGUUAAAAUCAUGAGUUCCAUUUUUGCCUCCUCACUAAAGGUGGUCACUGCCUUUUAUGUUAUGGUUGGGUUCUUUGGCUAUGUGAGUUACACUGAAGCCAUUGAGGGCAAUGUACUUAUAAACUUCCCUUCCAACGUAGUGACAGAGGUGAUACGUGUGGGAUUCAUGAUGUCUGUUGCAGUGGGAUUUCCAAUGAUGAUUCUGCCGUGCAGGCAGGCCUUGAAUACGCUUCUUUUUGAGCAGCAGCAGAAAGAUGGAACAUUCGCUGCAGGUGGUUAUAUGCCACCUCUCCGAUUUAAAGCUCUGACACUGGCAAUUGUGUUUGGGACCAUGGUUGGUGGCAUCAUGAUCCCAAAUGUGGAGACCGUCUUGGGUCUAACAGGUGCAACGAUGGGAAGUCUCAUCUGUUUUAUCUGCCCAGCUCUUAUUUACAAGAAAAUCCACAAGAAUGCCCUUUGCUCACAGAUCAUACUAUGGAUUGGUCUGGGAGUAUUAAUUAUCAGCACCUAUACAACUUUAUCAGCAACUCAAGAGAUUCCAGCAAAAAUGGAAGCCGUGGAACCAGACAAUCUGCCUGGAGAAAUAAAUAAGGAACAGGACUCUGCUAAAAUUUCAGAGCAAGUCCCAGCAGUUCAAGAAGGGUCUGAUAACCGUGACAGACCCAAAUUAAUGAAUGAGAAAGAAGAGGUGGAACAGCCGCAGAUCAAAGUUCCAAUGGAUAUGGCUAAAAGAGAAGAGAAGGAGAAACCGAAGGAGGAGGUACAACUGGACCGGCCUGAUCAAGGCAUUGCACAGCCUGUAGGAGAAGCCCAUCGCCAUGAGCCACCAGUACCACGUGAUGGGGUAGCAGUAGAUGAGGGUCAGGACCGGGAGGAACCUGAACAGAAUCGGCCACCAGCAGACAAGGAUGUCCUGGUAGAGAACAAUCCUGUGGUGGAGAAGGAAGAGCUCAAAGUUGUUCCUAAACAAGCAAAUGAAGAUAAUGGCCAGAAAAAGCUGGAAGACGAGCCCAUAAAAGACCCAAAGCCAGUGCCAGAGGUGGUUGCACACAAGGAUGAUCGGUCUCCUUACAGAGAUGUUCAGCUGGAAAAGCAGAAUGCAGAGAGAGACAACGCUGUAGGUGGGAAGAAGAAGGCCAACUUGCAAGAAGUUGAACAUGGCAAAGAAAGGGUAAAAUCCAAGGAGGAGGAGGAUGAAACACAUGAUAAAAAAAAAAUACUUUCUCCAGAGAAGUUUGAUCCAGCCCAAGCUGAGCAGAGAGAGGUUCGUAAUGCAGAAGAGAAGGCUGACAGCAAACUGGAGGGAGCUGGGAAGAAGCAGCUAGACCACGCAGUCCUGUUGCAAGUGAUUAAGGAACAGCAGGUACAGCAAAAGCAGCUGUUAGAUCAGCAGGCAAAACUGCUGGCAGUGAUUGAGGAACAACACAAAGAGAUCCACCAGCAGAGGCAAGAGGACGGAGGCGAGGAAAAGCCAAAGCAAGAAAUCCAGCUGGAAGUUGGCCUACCUUUGCCCAUGAGUAAAGAGAGAGAAGAUCAGCUCGAAAACAAAAUUGAAAAUGCUGCAAAGAAUAUACCAAGUGAUAACCUGGGUCAUCCUUUGCAUCCGUUUGAGGAUCAGCCCCGAGAUCCUGAUGAAAUUAAAAGACAGCGGGCCACUGGGCCGGGAGAAUUAAAGCAUAGACAAAACAAAUUAACUGAAGUUCCCCCUAAAAAGCUUAUGGCUUAUAUAAAUGACGAUGAGAAAAUUGCACAACACCAAGAUAGAAUAAACCAUGGAGAGGAGUUAGAGCCAGUCAAGAGUGAUUCACAGAUAGCUAGGCCUAAUGGACACCACCAGGAGAAGCAAGCCAAGGCUGAAGAGGUGAAAGGACAGGAGAUUCAAGGGGCAGAAAACAUUGAGAAAAGAAAAGAGGCUGUGAAAAGGGCUGAAAGCCAAAGAGAGGUGCCAGAGGUAGCCAACAUCCAUGGGGCUGUGGGGAGGAUUCCUCACAGAGCCUCUGAGAGAGAGUCCCUUGCCAAGGAGGUUAAAAAAGAAGACUCCCCUGACCCAGCCAUUCCACUUAAACCAAAGAUUGCUGACAACAUACCAAGGAAACUGGAGAUCCAGGAAACUGUGAAAGCUGACCAAGGUGGGGAAAGACAAAGCUUACCUUUGGACCAGGUAGACAGAUUACAGGGCCUGGAUGCCAAGAGUAAAGAGAGGGUGGCCACUGGAGCCCAUAGCCCACAGCUGAAUAAUGCCAAUGAUCCAGGACAGGAUUCAAAGAGAGAGCAAAGGAUCCCAGAGAGCUUGCAUGAAUCUGACAAUGACCGUAUCUUACAACCAGACCCGGUUAGGUCUGAGUCCAGGGAUCAUGAAAAGGCAAAACCCAACAGAGACCUCAAGCUACAAGCUGACCUGGACCUGCGCCGCAGAAGACGAGAUUUGGAAGAAGAGGCAGCAGGAGGUGUAAUAAUUGGACUUAACCCCCUCCCAGAUGUGAAAGUCAAUGACCUCCGUAGUGCCCUAGAGACUCAGUUAAAUCAGGCAGCAGAAGGUGCCCAGCAAGCUCUUCAUAGCCGACAGAUUAAACAAAUACCAGUGGUAGAAGAAGAGGUGUGAGAGUCUUUGCACUAUGGGGAGAUGUAGGAAUCUGCCAGCUGCUUAAAGGUGUCUGUUACGCAGCUAAGUGCCAUUGGUAUGUAACUGCUGGCAGUCCAUGUCAACUAGCUCUAUCUAAACUGAGCCCCGAUGACUGAGCAUUGUUGUUUGCGCUGAAGGAAAAAGGAAUUUCCAUGCUGCCAGCCAAUUUCAUACUUCAAAACUGUUUCUCCUCACUCUGCUGGUAGUUUGUGUGCGAAACCCAGGUUCAUCUACUUUGUGGGUUCUGAAAAUGCUUUAUGCUUGCCACCUUUCCAAAGAAGCAUGUAUGUUUUUAUUCUUGUUCAGAUACCUUUAACUGUUUAAUUUCUGUGUGUAGGAUUAGUGUGUUGUCUUAUUGGUCAUUUUAUCUUACUGGAAGCUCCCUUUAUGGGUAUGGGGAUGUUAACCUCCCUUAAAUUAAUGUUUGGAUUCUUCUGUCCUACCAUUUGCUAAAUGGAUUGAUUUGCAUUUGGAAAUGGUUGCAAGGAGAUGAAAGAAGUUCUGUAAAUGUCUGAAAGGGGAACACCUAUUCUUAGGACUAUGGAGCCAAUUACUAUCAGAGGCAUUCUUACAGCGACUUACAAACUGCUCUGAUCUUCUUCAACCAUGGGUCCAGUAUUAGCAAUAACAAAAGUUACCUGUUCUUUCCUCUUCAUUCUUGAUUAUCAAAACAUAGGUUUAUGUUUUUAAAACAAACCUAUCUUAAGUGCAUUAUGGAACCAUACUGUGUAUAAAAGCCUUGCAAGAUGUUUGCUGCAAGAGAAAGCAAUUGUGAACAUUUAAAGAGAUUAUUUCAAGGGGGCACUAUCAAAGUAGGCCAGCUGACAUCUACCUCUUUCCUCCAUUUUAUGAAUCCUUGUAGGGUAGCUUAAAGCUGUCCCUCUAGAUCCCUUCCAGUUCUUCAGGAGACUACAGCGUGCAAAAUCUGUUAGUCCUGUCCUUGAGUUGGCAAGCUUCUGCAUUUGAACACAACUGGUUUGUUCCAGAUGUCCUGAUAAGGAUUGUUAUUUUUGUUGUUAACAAAUGAUACAACAAAAUUAAGCUCUUGACAUUUGAACAUCCCUAACAUCCAAAGAUAUUUGCCCAUUUAAUCUGAGAUUCUCCAGAAAGAAUGGAAUUUGGCUAUAAACAGCUAUCAGUCCAUUUUCCUAGAACGAGAGGGAAAAAUGUUAGAGCAGACAUUGCUUUUGGAGUAUAGCCUGGCCCGCAACAUGGAAUGGAGAUUGGGGUGCAAUGCCGUUGUUAUAUCUUGCUGGUGAAAUGUAUUUGCUAUACUUCCAUUCAGGGAGACAGAAAUGUGGCUGGCACCACUUGACUAUUUCAAGGGGCAUUUUGCCUUGUUGCAAACAUUACUGUUCUAAUCUUUCCUCAGGCAUCUCAUUGGUCCUGCUUGACCAUCAUAUUAAACUGUGAUUUUAGGUGACUGUAAUGAGCUGCAGAGGGCCUUAGUUUAUCUGUAGUCCCCUUCCAAGCCUCCACCACCAGAGGCCAUAUGGUGUUUGGAAACUUGAGCUUCCGUUUGGUCAAAUAGCGUUUCAUAUAUCAUCUCCAAAAUAAAUUAUGGUCUAUGUGCACCAAACUAUGGUUAGCACUAACCAACAAUUUGGGUGACAAGUCAUGGCUAAAUGGAAGCUAGAGAUUCCAAACUUCUUGCAAGCCAUACUUGAGAAUAAUAUGUGUGCUAUAAUAUAUUGUCAUCACAUUAAACCGGGAAUAGCCAAGCUGAUACAGUUUCAGGCAUUUUAGACUACAAAUUCCAUAAACUCAAUCAGCAUAACCAGUGAUUAUGGGUGUUAAAGUCCAAAAGAAUUUGGAAGACAUCAGCUUGCCUACUGCUGUGUUUAACUAUGGCUGAGUGCAACCUUUCCUAACCUAGGAUCCCCAGAUGUUGUGCUAUUCCCUCACUUGGCUGGGCAUGUUGGAAUUAAGAGGUUUUUUUAGGUGGGGAAAGGCUGAUUUAGUAUGAUAUUCCACAUGACCAUUGAAUGGUGCUGUCCAAAGCACAAUUAGUUUGUGGUGGGAUUGCUGUCACUUCAAUAUGUAAAUAUGACUUACUUCAUUUUUUGUAAAUAUCAGCCAAAUUGCUUUUGUACAAAGGGCUAUGAAGCUCAAUGCCCUGUCAUGGUUUCUGGCCACAGUGUGACCAUAUGCUGUAAUCGAAGGACCAAAGAUACUUCUGGCAUUCCUCCAUAGAACAACAGAGUUUUAAACAAUCCAUCUCCAUUACAAAGGAGACAGACAGAAGGCAGCCCUGGACUUCAUCUGGAAUUCCUCACUUGCUGCCUCAGCAAAAUUUCCAAUUUGUAGUGUUGUUCAAUGACAAAUCACAGGGAUUAUGGCCAACCUGCACAAAUCAAUAAAAAAAUUGAAGCAUUUUACUAGAGCCUUUUUUCUUACUGAAAAUAGCUGGUUUAUACAACACAGGACAUCAAGACUGCUUAGUUGUAGAUGAUAUGCACUUAUGAGGGACUGUCUGUCGAUCCUGAUCCAUUUUCUAGCUUUUACACUCUUGUUUGAUCUCAGAUGCCACCAACAAAGCACAUUAUUACAGAGCUUCAGUAGUCUAUUCAGCGACAAUCUUAUUAACUACCCUGAUGAAAACUACUUGUUCCAAGCCAGAUCAAACUCUUAAUACUUCACACAUAGUGCAAUUAAAUAAUUUUCUGAGGCAUGGUUAUAAUGAGCUGGCAGAUUUGUAAAAGAUACUGAUAUAUUUAAUACUUUCACAAACAUCCAUUAAUAAAAAGGGAAACAUUUUUAUUUUGUGACAGAAAUUGCACUCCAGAAAUCUGCCUAGUUGAUACUCGACUCUAGAUUUGAGCAGUCUUCAACAAAUCCUCUCCUCUUGAGUUUCAGAAACUCAGGAGCCUUAAUAUUAUGGAGGCCUAGCUUUCCCAAGCAACCAAGAACUACAGCUCUGCCCCCGUCUUUAAAUUUUUACCAGGCAGAUUUCAGGCUGUUCUGUGAAAUCUUGGCACAUAUACACAAACACAUUUUGCUCCUUAGGCAAUUUCACUGAUUAGAUUUUUUUUCUCAAAGCUUUAGUGAGGAAAACUCAUAUUCAGAAGGGAAAUCAAAUAUUCAAAGUUGCAAGUUUCAGGAUUUUUUAUAUGCCAUAACUGGGUAUUUUUGGGUAAAUGACCAAUGACUGUUAGGGAGUCAGCCACUCUGGGCUUUCUUUGCCCCAGAUUUUCAGGAGCUGGAAUUAACAAUGUAAAGUAUCUUAAGCAAAAUCUACAGGAGUAUCCUACUUUAUUCCUGUAAAUAAGAAGGGAAUUAGUAAAUCCUCAGGGCAAAAUUGGUGUUAGUAGCUAAUUUAACAGACACUCCACUGAUAGGAAAAGGCUGCUGGUAUAUUAAUCUCAUAUUUUAUCAAAAGGGAACCUGACAUAUUUGCUAAUAGAAAUUCUAACAUUACAAAAAUCUGAAUUAAAUGGUAUUUAUAUAC